Molecule: messenger RNA, 785 nt
Organism: Lolium rigidum
Lineage: Eukaryota; Viridiplantae; Streptophyta; Magnoliopsida; Poales; Poaceae
Exons: 2
Coding region: 1-657 (218 amino acids)
Source: RefSeq, a predicted model, not a curated record
AUGGCCAACAGCGGCAGAGAGCACAAGCGUGGCGUUCCACGUCCACCACCAUUGUCGCUCUUCAUCGGUAGGGAACAAGAGGUCUCCAUGACCGCGCAGGCACCUGUGACGCGGACAAACCCGGCCGCCGCCGGCAACAACAAGAAGAGGAUGCUGUCCAAGCAGCUGUCCAUGAAGGAGACCACCAGGGAGGUCAAGUGGGAGAAGCGCCGGCGGCAGAUUCAGCGGCAGAGAAGCAGCAUGGGCAUGUACGACGCUGACCGCGAGGCCAGCGCCAGCAUGAACGCCAUCGGCAACGGCGUGACCGACGAGGACCUUGACGAACUGAAGGGAUCUAUGGAGCUUGGGUUCGGGUUCAACGAGGAGAACGGCGGGCAGAACCUCUGCGACACGCUCCCCGCCCUUGACCUGUAUUUCGCCGUCAACCGGCAACUCUCAGAGCCCAAGAUGCGGGUGUGCAGCCGCUCGUUGCCAUCCCUUUCCAUGGCGAGAUCCUCAUCUUCCACACAGUCGAGCCCGGGCGGUAGUCCUAUGGCGCAGCACUCUCUCCUUGACUCGCUGAAAAUUUCCAGUCCAGGCGACAACCCUCAGCUUAUCAAGACAAGGCUUAGGCAAUGGGCUCAGGUAGUUGCUUGUUCUGUGAAGCACUCUAGCUGAAAACCGCUGCAACUGACUACUCUUCCUGAAGAACCGUUGUUGUACCGAUUGUUUCGAUAGCUGGCGAGUGAGAGGACAUGACCGGUGCUACCUAUUAACACAACGUCGUAACCUUGUUGCUCUGGUGA